Messenger RNA from Linnemannia hyalina, 2040 nucleotides. NCBI's taxonomy places the organism in Eukaryota, Fungi, Mortierellomycota, Mortierellomycetes, Mortierellales, Mortierellaceae. The record is from the annotation of a GenBank genome assembly.
AUGGAUCAGCCUCAAGACCCAGACAAAGCACAGCAACAGCUGCUGCAACAACAACAACAACAGCAACAACAACAGCAACAACAACAGCAACAACAACAGCAGCAGCAACAGCAGCAGCCAUCCCCACCAGACGAGAACAAGGACUCGAACGACGCGAUCGACAUUGGCAAAGAGAGCAAUGGAGCCACACCCUCAACACCGUCCAGCAAUGGUCUCAACUACCCCCCAGCAGACAAACCGAUCGAUUCGUUGUCGAUGAGCGAGCGCAUGAUGAAGAUCGGCCGGAGUUGUCCUUGCGAUUUCACCACCACAGAGCAACCGCUGGGAGCUACACCUGCUGAUAGUAGCAGCGAGAACAGCAACGGGAACGACAGUCAUGGAUGCGACUGCCAGGGUUGGAAACCCAAACCUCCAGGGACGAUUGGCAGGGUCGAUAUCUGUGCUUGUGGACAUAAGCUCAGUCAUCAUGGUGGACCCUGGACGGGCGAGGAAUUUGACCGUCGCCUGAGGGCUGCCUUCCGUCGAGACGAGCUCUUGCAGGACAAGGGAAGGCUGCUGGACUUUGAGUACGACGACGAGGAUAUUGCUUCUUUGCGGAAGCAAAUCGUUCCAAGGGAUAUUCCGGCAGAGGACUCGAAGCCAGAGCCUGAACCUGAACCUGUCAACGGACACCAUGUGCCUAAUGGCAUCUCAGAUGCCAUUGAUGAGCUGAACGGGAUAACACCAGCGGAAGAAGCUUCUGUGCCAGAGCCUGCGGUAGAGAUGGAGGUCCCGUUGGAGAAUGGAAAUCUUGACACAGAAGACCUGGCUUCAAGAGACCUUGGUUCAGCUAACAAACACGAGCAUACGGACAUGGACGGCGAUAUUGAUCUUGACGUAACACGGGAACCAAAGCGGAUCAAAAUCGAGGCCGAGGAUGAGCAGGAGCCGACAAGCACUACUACCAACGGAGACGGACAUGUCGCUGACCAGGAGGCUGAGCCAUUGAGUGACACUGAACAGACCCAGGAGUCAAGUGCACCUCACGCCCAAGAAGAGGAAGACGAGGUGCCAAUCAAGAAGGAGAAACCAGCGGUCAUUGAAGAGCGGCAAGGGUUGAUCGAGUUCCGCGUGUUCACUAACGACGGCUCGCGGGAUUCGAUGAUUCUGCUGACCGGCAUGAAGAACCUGUUCCAGAAGCAGCUUCCCAAGAUGCCUCGAGAGUACAUUGCUCGCCUCGUCUACGACAGAAACCAUUACAGUAUGGCGAUUGUGAAGGCACCGUUGAUUGUUUUGGGAGGGAUCACAUAUCGGCCGUUCAACCACCGAAAAUUUGCCGAGAUUGUGUUUUGCGCCAUUACAUCGACAGAGCAGGUCAAAGGUUAUGGUUCGCAUUUGAUGAACCAUCUCAAGGAUUACAUUUCGGAAAACACGGAUGUCCAGCACUUUUUGACAUAUGCAGAUAACUAUGCCAUCGGAUACUUCAAGAAGCAGGGAUUCACAAAAGAUAUUACGCUGGAUCGGUCAAUAUGGAUGGGAUACAUUAAGGAUUACGAGGGAGGAACUAUCAUGCAGUGCUCCAUGGUUCCAAGGGUCAAGUACCUCGAGGUUAACAGCCUACUCCAAACGCAGCGAAAGGAUUUCAAAAAUGGCCCCAAGGAGGUCGACCCUAUGACCGUACCAGGAAUAAAGGAAUCGGGCUGGGAUCCGUUGAUGGACAUUACGCCUCGAGUACCGGUACAUGGACCCUACUACAACGCGAUGAAGCAUAUUGUGGCCGAGUUGAUCAAGGAUGCCUCGUCAUGGCCGUUCCUACACCCUGUUGACGUCGAAGCUGUCACGGACUAUUACUCCUACAUCAAGGACCCUAUGGACUUGUCGACGCUAGAAUCGAACGUGGAUGCGGAUGUGUAUCCGACGCUGGAUGAUUUCGGGCGGGAUUGUCGAAAGAUCUUUGACAACUGUCGGUUGUACAAUGGCGAGUCGACACCGUAUGUCAAGUGUGCCAAUAAGCUUGAGAAGGUCUUUAAGGACAAGCUGAAGGAGUGGAAGGAGGCAUAA